Molecule: messenger RNA, 1962 nt
Organism: Stylophora pistillata
Lineage: Eukaryota; Metazoa; Cnidaria; Anthozoa; Scleractinia; Pocilloporidae
Cellular component (GO): cytosol
Molecular function (GO): L-glutamate dehydrogenase (NADP+) activity
Source: RefSeq, a predicted model, not a curated record
AUUAUGAUCAUUUUAAAAGUAGGUACUCCAUCUUUCUCCUGGGUUUCUGGUGUAUAUACUUUAACCUGCCGUGGGACGCUAGUUGGUACCGGUGUAUCUUGUUUACCGUUUCGUCUAGAAAUGGGGCUGAGAAGAGAAACCACAUGACCACCCAAUUUUCGCUGCUAUAAUAUUUCGAUGUAUUGGCCUUCAACCAAUGGUGUAAAAUGGCAGGGAAGUAUGCCUCGCCCGAAGAGUUCUUGAAAUACGUCAAAACAAGAAGCCCAGGAGAGGACGAAUUUCACCAGGCAGUGGAAGAAGUAGUUUGCUCAUUGUGGGAUUUUCUUCAAGAAAAUCCCAAAUACAAUGAACAUAACAUCCUGGAAAGGUUGGUCGAGCCAGAGAGAGUGGUAAUCUUUCGAGUUCCUUGGAGAGAUGACAAAGGUAACAUUCAUGUGAACCGUGGGUACCGAGUACAGUUCAACUCCGCCAUUGGCCCUUACAAAGGCGGUCUUCGAUUCCAUCCAUCAGUCAAUUUAGGAAUUUUAAAAUUCUUAGGAUUUGAGCAAAUCCUGAAGAACAGUCUUACAACUCUUCCUAUGGGUGGAGGAAAAGGUGGCUCUGACUUUGAUCCUAAGGGAAAAACCGACAGCGAAGUGAUGAGCUUCUGCCAGUCUUUCAUGACCGAGCUCCAAAGGCACGUGGGCCCAAACACGGAUGUCCCUGCUGGGGACAUUGGCGUAGGGGGGCGAGAGAUAGGGUACAUGUUUGGGCAGUACAAACGGAUUCGAAACGAGUUUACUGGCGUGCUGACCGGGAAAGGAAUUCCGUGGGGAGGGAGCCUACUGAGGCCGGAAGCCACUGGCUAUGGUCUUCUGUACUUUGUUCAAGAGAUGCUUGUUUCUAAAGGCGACAGCAUCCAAGGCAAGUUGGUGGCCAUCUCUGGCUCUGGAAACGUCGCCCAGUACGCGUGCGAGAAAGCAACUGCACUUGGUGCCAAGGUUAUAACCUUGUCAGACUCAGCGGGAACCAUUCAUGAUCCAGACGGCAUCACACCAGAGAAGUUGGUGUAUGUACUGGAGCUGAAGAAUGUCAAACGUGGUCGGAUUAGCGAGUACGCUAAAACUUACAGCGUGACUUACUUGGAAGGAAAGAAGCCCUGGGGUGUUAAAUGCGAUGUGGCUCUUCCGUGUGCCACACAAAACGAAGUCAGCAAAGAAGACGCCGAGGAACUGGUCAAGAACGGAUGCAUAUGCGUGGCUGAAGGUGCUAACAUGCCAACACAGCCCGAAGCGGUGAGAGUGUUACAGAAAAACAAGGUGCUGUUCGGUCCAGGGAAGGCAUCGAACGCCGGAGGCGUGGCAGUGUCCGGUUUGGAGAUGACCCAAAAUAGCCUUAGAAGUGCUUGGACGAGAGAAGAGGUGGACGCCAAAUUGCAUUACAUUAUGAAGCAAGUCAACCUACAGUGUGUGGAGUACGGCACUGGGCCAGAUGGAUCCGUGGAUUACGUGAAAGGAGCAAACAUCGGUGGAUUUGUGAAAGUGGCUCAGGCAAUGAUCGAUGAAGGACUGGUUUGAGAAACUUCAACACCAUUGUGGUAUUUCAUUCUUCUUUACAUUCUCUCGAUUCGACUGUGACGUUUCAAACCUGAAAUAUCUUACAUUCGAUAACGUUUCUAAGUACAUCGUUAGUAGUUUUUUCUUUUCGACGUUCUUCCACAUGAUGAUUCACUUUAUGAUUUAAGGUUAUUUGAAUUUAUUUAGUUUUAUGAAAUGGUAUUUUAAGUAUGAGAAGGUUUCGAAUUAUGAAAUGGACUAAGGACAAGGAUCAGAUGAAUGCUGCGUGGAGCUGUCAUUCAAAAUUUCAGUUAGGCUGGGUUUUUUCGUUCCAAUUUGUUUUCAGGGCGACCUUUAAUGGAAGUGGGUAAUGUUGUAUUAUGAUUAAGAAACCGGAUGCGAAUAAAAUCAGUCAUUCUAAAUCUUU